CAAUCUCCCCCCCCCCCCCAACCCAAGGCCAACAGGAUCAGUGCACUGCAGGGUCAUGUUUAGGGACUAGCAGGGCCCAGCGAGCUCAGUCAGCUCCUGGCUGUGAGAGAGUGUGUUGCGUGAACACAGCCACGCUUACGUUAGUGGCAAUUAACACGCAGUGAUUAAUAAGAUGUACAACUGUGCUCAAAUAUACAGACGAUUCAGCACCACCCAGAGUUUACUGGAAAGGAUGCGUGUGGCCAUCAUUGGACAGUCAACCUUUGCUGGGGAAGUGUACAAGCAACUAGUGAAAGAUGGACACAAGGUUGUCGGGGUGUUUACCAUUCCCGAUCAAGGCAAUCGAGAGGACCCUCUUGCAACAAUAGCAGCAUCUGAUGGCGUCAAGGUGUUCAAGUUCAAGUCAUGGAGGAAAAAAGGAGUGGCCCUGCCAGAAGUGCUGGACCAGUACAUGUCCAUUGACCCAGAGCUCAACGUUAUGCCAUUCUGCAGUCAGUUCAUUCCCAUGGAGGUGAUCAACCAUCCGAAGAACAAAUCAAUUUGCUACCAUCCAUCCAUCCUUCCUCGUCACCGUGGUGCUUCAUCAAUAAACUGGACGUUGAUGUGUGGGGAUAAGAAGGCUGGCUUUUCCAUCUUUUGGGCUGAUGACGGACUAGACACGGGUCCCAUCCUGCUGCAGCGUGAAGUGGACGUGGAUCCUAAUGACACUGUGGACUCUCUCUAUAACAGGUUCAUGUACCCUGAGGGCAUCAAAGCUAUGGCAGAAGCUGUGAAGCUGGUGUCAGAUGGGAAAGCUCCCAAGACUCCUCAACCUGAAGAGGGUGCCACUUAUGAUCCUAUGCUAAACAAGAAGGAAUUAUGCAAGAUAAACUGGGAUCAGUCUGCUGAAGCUAUCCACAACUUUAUUCGAGGGCUUGACUCCUCACCAGGAGCUUGGACAGUUAUUGAUGGGAAGGAGGUUAAAUUAUUUGGGUCCAAGCUGCUCAGCAACACCAAUGUAGAGGGGCAUGAAGUGCAGAUAGAGGGUCUAGCCUCUCCAGGAAUUAUUCACAAGGAUGGACUUCUUCUCACAGGAAAGGAUGGCAACAAGGUGAAUGUUGCAAGACUAAGUAUUGAGGGAAAAAUGAUGAAUGCCUCUAAGUACGGUGUUACUGCGGAGACUACAGAGGCUGUGCAACUAACAGAGGAGGAACAAAAUGUUGCAGAAAAAGUAAGGGAAACAUGGAAAGCCAUCCUCAACAUUGAAGUUGAUGACAACACAGAUUUCUUCAAAGCUGGUGCUGGAUCUAUGGAUGUUGUAAGAUUGGUGGAGGAGACCAAGGAAACAGCUGGUAUAUCACUUGAAAAUGAGGAUGUGUAUAUGGCUACUACCUUUGAAGAAUUUGUUCAGGUUAUGGUCAUGAAAAUGAGGGGUGGUGAUGCCAAGCCUGUCUUUGAAUAUGAUGCCAUCAAAAUGCAUGUCAACAAUAUGGACCUAGAGUUUCCCAACCAACUCUUCAUUGAUGGACAGUUUGUUGAUGCUACCAGUGGGAAGUUUCUCAAGAGCAUCAAUCCAGCCACUGAAGAGCUUAUUUGUGAGGUUCAUGCAGCUGGAAAGGAAGAUGUAGACAGAGCAGUUGCUGCAGCUAAACAGUCAUUUUAUAAGGGCCCAUGGGGAACAAUGAAUGCUAGAGACAGAGGAAACCUCCUUUACAGACUGGCUGAUCUAAUGGACCAGCACAAGGAAGAACUGGCUACUAUUGAGACCAUUGACUCUGGUGCCGUAUACACAUUGGCUCUCAAGACCCAUGUGGGAAUGAGCAUUGAUACUUGGCGCUACUUUGCUGGGUGGUGUGACAAGAUUGAGGGCACCACCAUACCUAUCAACAAUGCACGGCCUAACCAUAACUUAACCAUAACCAAAAAGGAGCCUAUUGG
Messenger RNA from Eriocheir sinensis (Chinese mitten crab), 1917 nucleotides. RefSeq names its product cytosolic 10-formyltetrahydrofolate dehydrogenase-like. Gene Ontology annotation, biological process: biosynthetic process. The record is from RefSeq and is a predicted model, not a curated record. NCBI's taxonomy places the organism in Eukaryota, Metazoa, Arthropoda, Malacostraca, Decapoda, Varunidae. Gene Ontology annotation, molecular function: aldehyde dehydrogenase (NAD+) activity; formyltetrahydrofolate dehydrogenase activity.